ACCUUCUUCUCCUUAUCAUCUACGCUAGAUUUCGUUUUUCCUCGUCCACGCAGAUUUGAUUUGGCCAAUGUAGCUGCUUUCUUGCGUGUCUUUUACAUCGGCCAUUUGGGAGUCUAUGUGCUGGAAUUCCUCCUCGGAUGCAUUAGGAUCGAGUUUUUCUUCAUUCCGUAGUAGGUAGGGAUUCCGAUCCCACCGGAUUUCUAGGGUUUUAACCCCGACAGUUGUCCACAAUUAGUUCCAUGGACGGUCGUAUCGGUUUCGCAGUUUCUACCUACUGAUCACUUCUACUAUCCAUAUGGAUGUAGAUUCUAGGGAUGCCUAUGGAUUUACGGUGAGGCCCCAACACUUACAGAGAUAUCACGAGUAUGCAAAGAUCUACAAGGAGGAGGAAGAAGAGAGAUCCAAUCGGUGGAAGGAUUUCUUGGACAGAAUCUGUGAAUCAAAAGAGGGGGUAACUAAAGAUUCUUCAGUAGAUGAGAGUCUUGGAGGAGCAAAUAAUGUUGCAGGCGCAGAGGGCAAUCAGAAUGGAACUGGUAACCACGAAACCUUGGAAGAGGUAGCUGCUAAGAAUACCAGUGAAGCGAGGGCUCACAAAAUCCAAAUAUGGAGUCAGAUAAGGCCAUCAUUAAGUGCUAUUGAAGAGACGAUGAGCUAUCGAGUGAAGAAAAGAAGAAGACCUUAUAGUGAUGGAGAAGUUACCGGAAGCAAUGGAACCUUUCCGGCUUUGAAUGAGCAGAACAAAGGUGUGCCCAGGUCAGCUAGAGGUGCAUCUGAAGAAGAAUCUGAGGAAGAAUUUUAUGAUGUUGACAGACCAGAAUUAGUUCAAGAAGCAUCAGGGGGUGCCGAUUUGCCUACCGACGAUGCUCCUUCCUUCCCUUGGAAAGAAGAGUUGCAAAGCUUGGUUCGUGGGGGUUUGCCAAUGGCUCUAAGAGGGGAGUUGUGGCAAGCCUUUGUGGGUGUGCGAGCCCGUAGGGUCUCAGGAUAUUAUGAUGGCUUACUAUCUACAGAAGCAGACACAGAGAAUGGAAAUGCAAGUGAUCAUGAAACCUCCAACUCAAAUGACUCUGAGUUGUCAAAAGCAACUCGACGAUGCAUCCCUGAGAAGUGGAAGGGACAGAUUGAGAAGGAUUUGCCACGAACAUUUCCUGGGCACCCUGCUUUAGAUGAAGAUGGGAGGAAUGCUUUGAGGCGCCUACUAACAGCUUACGCGCGACAUAAUCCAUCAGUUGGAUAUUGUCAGGCCAUGAACUUCUUUGCAGGCUUGUUGCUACUGCUGAUGCCUGAAGAGAAUGCAUUUUGGACUUUGGUUGGUAUUAUUGAUGACUACUUUGAUGGUUACUAUUCUGAGGAAAUGAUUGAAUCUCAGGUGGAUCAACUAGUUCUUGAGGAUCUGAUUCGGGAAAGGUUUCCAAAAUUGGUAAAUCACCUGGACUACCUGGGCGUUCAGAUUGCAUGGGUUACUGGACCUUGGUUCCUUUCAAUUUUUGUAAAUAUGCUUCCUUGGGAAACUGUGCUGCGUAUUUGGGACGUGCUUCUUUUUUAUGGAAAUCGCGUUAUGCUAUUCCACUCAGCUCUUGCAUUGAUGGAGUUAUAUGGUCCUGCACUGGUCAUGACAAGAGAUGCUGGAGAUGCAGUUACUUUGUUGCAAUCCCUUGCUGGUUCUACCUUUGACAGCAGCCAACUUGUCUUGACAGCUUGCAUGGGUUUCCAAGCUGUCAGUGAGAUGAAAUUGGAAGACUUGAGGAAAAAACAUAGACCUGAAGUCUUAGCUGUCAUGGAGGAAAGGUCCAGAGGCCUUCGUGUUUGGAAGAACUCUCAGGGCCUUGCAUCUAAAUUGUAUAGUUUUAAGCGUGGUCCAGAGUCAUUACAUGCAGAAACUGACUCCAAGGUUGGAUCAGGUGAACUUCAAAUCAAUGAGUCAAUUGAGGGAUACAAAAGUAGCUUAGCAGUUGAUGGCGAGUCAGAUUCUGUGCCUGAUCUCAAAGAACAGGUGAAAUGGUUGAAGGUUGAGUUAUGCAGAUUGCUGGUUGAGAAAAGAUCAGCUGCUCUUAGAGCUGAGGAGUUGGAGACAGCAUUGAUGGAGAUGGUCAAACAGGACAAUAGACGUCUUUUAAGCGCCCAGGUUGAGCAGCUGGAACAGGAAUUAUUGACAUUGCAGCAAGCUCUGGUGGAGAAACAAGAAGGAGAAAAUGCCAUGCUUCAGGUAUUAAUGAGGCUGGAGCAGGAACAAAAAGUGACAGAAGAUGCUCGCAUGUUAGCUGAGCAGGAUGCUGCUUCUCAGAAAUAUACAGCACACAUGCUUCAGGAAAAGCAUGAAGAGAUUAUGGUUGCACUUGCAAAUAUGGAAAAAAGGGCUGUGAUGGCAGAGUCAAUGUUGGAGGCAACGAUACAGUAUCAGUCAGGCCAUGCUAAAUCUCAAGAACCGUUGCCUUCGCCAAGCAGGAAAGCAGGCUUGCUCUCUAGACCAUUUGGACUUGGCUGGCUUGACAAGAAAAAGGGCAAACCAGAAGACACCAAUGAAGGUAAAAGCCCUUCUGACGUCGUACAGCAGCAGAGCCCCACAUCUCAGGGUGAUACCGGUGGUCUUCAGCCAUCAGAUGAAUAGCAGACGUUGGAUUAAUUUGUACGACUUCUCUGCUUCUCGUUCACUACUUUGCAUACCCUUUACUUGGUAAUCAUACGGACGUUCUCUUCACAGAAAACUCUGGGUGGUUACCAUUAUUGUAAUCAAAUCAAGAUGAAUGCGGUUGUACUUUGUCAUCGACAGUCUAUGAAGAGGUCAUUUUUUUUCUCUCCA
This is a messenger RNA of Zingiber officinale, 2797 nucleotides long. Its product is annotated as GTPase-activating protein GYP2-like. Bases 296 to 2605 code for a protein of 769 amino acids. The transcript is spliced from 18 exons. The record is from RefSeq and is a predicted model, not a curated record. NCBI's taxonomy places the organism in Eukaryota, Viridiplantae, Streptophyta, Magnoliopsida, Zingiberales, Zingiberaceae.